CUAAACUCUUUCUCUUAAAUGGGGACUACUCUGCGUGUAAGUUUAUAUCACGGAGCAUGGAACCGCAACGACGAUGGUUUUUGGAAUUUCCAGAGAAAGCCGAGUGAUCUAGGCUAUUCUGUGUUGAUCAAACCGACGGAAACUUUCGAAAAUGUGCAAACCAUAAUCCGAGCUCGUUAUCAGAUAGGGAAUGAAACUUCCCUGGCUAUGGCUUACCACCCUCCGGAGUGGAUGCUCGAACCAGAUGGGACUCGCAGACCACUGCUUACUGUGAGUUCAAACUCUGAAGUUGAAGCUAUGAUGCAUCUCCGCUCUUGGUUCACAGAUCUCAAACUUUGCAUUUCAUCUGGAUAUAAAGAUGUUGCCAAUUUCCAUUUUCUCAUGAAGACUACAUUUACCGUCGGCGAUGCAACCUUUGUUUUCAAUGGUUAUAGUGAUGAAGAACUCGUUGCAAGCAAGGAAAUUCUUGAAGAAUUAUUCAGCGAGCAUGAGAUGGUUGCAAUCUACCGUGCCCAUCUUGAAAUUACAAAGGCAAAGCAAGAACAAGAAGAAAGAGCUGCUCAGUCAAGUGUGUCAUCAACCAAGAUAACCAAAGAUGUUGCAUCUGGAUCAAACCCGUCGGUUCCGGGAGAGUGAAGCAAUCGGAAGCUAUGUUCGUGGGAAGAAGCCAAAAAAAGUAUCACCAGUCCAAGUUGUUUGCUAAAUCGUAUAGUCUAAUGCACCGUGUUAUAUUAUAAAUAAUAAACAGCUGUGAUGUCUUUAUCUAAAGAUAUCCUCUGUUUCAGUUGUUAAGUUUUUUUUUUUUAAUGUUGUCGUGUCUGUAUGUCCCAAACUUAUCUCCUUCCAUCUAAUAUAAUCGUUUCGUAGUA
Molecule: messenger RNA, 869 nt
Organism: Raphanus sativus (radish)
Lineage: Eukaryota; Viridiplantae; Streptophyta; Magnoliopsida; Brassicales; Brassicaceae
Exons: 3
Coding region: 19-636 (205 amino acids)
Source: RefSeq, a predicted model, not a curated record